Molecule: messenger RNA, 1317 nt
Organism: Rotaria sordida
Lineage: Eukaryota; Metazoa; Rotifera; Eurotatoria; Philodinida; Philodinidae
Source: the annotation of a GenBank genome assembly
AUGGAAGUUACUGGUGAACAGUCGCGGACCGUCGACAAUGAUAUAAAUUUCAUUAUCUCGAAUAAAGGACAACCACUUUUAGUAAUGAAUCAAUAUGUAUAUAAAUGUAAUAAAAAAACUUCCAUUAAAAAAUAUUGGACAUGUAUAGUUAAGAAUUGCAACAUAUACGUUCAUACUGAUAUAAAUAACAAUUAUUUAUUUGGUGGUAAAAGUGAACAUGGUCAUUCACCAAAUCCAGAAUUUAUUGAAGUCAAAAAAACUCGUGAACAAAUAAAACAACGUGUAAUCAAUGAACAAACACCUAUUGGAAAAAUCUAUGACGAAGAGAUGUCAAAAACUGUUAUGAAUUCGGUGGCAAUAGCCAUAUUUCCAACAAUAAAUGAAAUUUAUCAUAGUGCCGCUAAAAAUCGACGUAAAGUGAUACCACCAAUACCAGAUUCAUUCACAUUUGAUAUUCCUGAAGAAUUCAAGUCAACUAUUGAAAACAAAAGAUUUUUAUUUUUUGAUGAAUGUCGUAUAAGACGUGAACGUUUGCUGCUUUUUGCAAGUGAUGUUCAGCUGGAUUUAUUAUUCAAUUCUUCAACAAUUUACAUGGAUGGCACUUAUAAAAAAGCUCCAGAUCAUUUUACUCAGAUAUAUAUAAUUCAUGUAGUUCAUUUCGAUAUCUGUGUGCCAUGCGUGUUUGGAUUGUUGUUGAACAAAAAAGCAUCAACAUAUAAAGUGAUUUUUAAUGAAUUAAAAAAUGCUGCUUUACAAAAAGGAAGUGUUUUUUCACCAAAAGUUAUCAUGACUGAUUUCGAGCCUGGUGCGAUUUCUGCAGUAAAAGAUGAGAUGAUUGAUGAUACAUUACGUGCUUUAUGUAGAAAGUUGAUGGCUUUGCCAUUAAUGCCACAUGAUAAAAUUGUAUAUGGGUUUGAUGAAAUACGUGAAGCAGCUGAUUAUUUACCCGGUAAACCAAUGAUUCAACUGUUGCAAUAUUUUGAUAACAAUUGGAUGUCAGAUAUCAAUCUUUGGAAUGUAUUUGGGUUGGAUAGUAGAACCAACAAUGUUUGUGAAGGAUAUCACAACCGAAUGAAUUCCCGUAUUUAUCGUCAUCAUCCAAAUAUUUGGGAUUUAAUCAAUUUUAUGAAAGCUGAAGAAAAACGUCUACAAAACAUUAAACUUCAAUGGUCUUCAGGUGCAUCAAAACCAAAAAACAAACGAACAACAGCAUUACAAAAUCGAAUAAACAUGUUAUAUGAUCGAUAUCGUGACUACCUCAUUACAGCAUCUGAUCUCCUCAAUGGUUUGUCUUUAUUUGUGGCAAAAAAAGUAUGA